AUGACGGAGCUACGACCGAUUAGCUUAUGUAAUGUGGGUUACAAGGUUAUUUCUAAGGUGUUAUGUCAAAGAUUAAAGCUAGUCCUCCCUCGACUUAUCUCGGAAACUCAAACUGCUUUUGUUGCUGGCCGUUUGAUCUCGGAUAAUAUUUUGGUAGCCCAAGAGAUGUUUCACGGGCUCCGGACUAAUCCCUCUUGCAAGGGUAAGUUUAUGGCUAUAAAGACGGAUAUGAGUAAGGCGUAUGAUCGGGUCGAGUGGGAGUUUGUUCUCCGUCUGCUUCGGAAAAUGGGAUUUGCGGAAAAAUGGAUUUCAUGGAUAAAGUUUUGUAUCUCCUCGGUAGAGUAUAGGGUGCUGAUUAAUGGACAACCUCAGGGUCAUAUUAUUCCAGGCAGAGGAUUACGACAAGGUGAUCCCUUAUCUCCGUACCUCUUUAUUCUGUGCACUGAAGUACUUAUUGCAAAUAUUAGGAAGGCCAAACUCAUUACAGGGAUUAAGGUGGCAAAUAAAUGCCCUCAGGUGUCUCAUCUAUUGUUUGCCGACGACAGUUUGUUUUUCUGUAGGGCCGUAUCAGAUCAAUGCACGGUUAUUCUUGGUAUUCUCAGGCAAUAUGAGGAAGUUUCGGGACAACAGAUAAACUUUGCAAAAUCCUCAGUACAAUUCGGGCACUCGGUGGAUUCUAAUACUAGAGCGGAGAUUCAAGGAAUCCUUGGGAUCACGAAUAUUGGUGGAAUGGGCUCGUAUCUGGGGUUACCGGAAAGUCUGGGGGAAGCAAAAACGAAGGUUUUCUCUUUUGUUAGAGAUAGAUUGGAUAGACAUAUUAAUAAUUGGUCAGCGAAGUUUUUAUCCAAGGGAGGGAAGGAGGUGAUGAUAAAAUUGGUGGCUUCUGCUUUACCGACUUAUGUGAUGUCUUGUUUUCGACUUCCAAAAACAAUUACAUCAAAGUUGACUAGUGCAGUGGCUAAAUAUUGGUGGAGCUCGAAUGGUCAAACAGGGGGUAUGCAUUGGAAGGCAUGGGAUAAGUUAUGCUCCAGUAAGCAGGUAGGCGGUCUAGGGUUCCGAGAUGUUAAUGAUUUUAAUUCGGCACUUUUGGCUAAACAGCUGUGGCGGUUGAUAGAGGUUCCGGAUUCACUUUUUGCUAAGGUUUUCAAAGGAAGAUAUUAUAGGAAUUCAACCCCUAUGGAUAUCAACAAAUCUUACUCUCCGUCGUACGGAUGGAGAAGUAUUUGCUCAGCGCGUUCUCUGGUGGCUAAAGGGCUAAUCAAAAGAGUCGGUUCAGGUGAUUCUAUUUCUGUUUGGACGGAUCCCUGGGUGCCAUCUCAAUUCCCGAGACCUGCUGUAAGUAAGGGGCUGUUAUUGGACCCUUCUCUUCAAAUUAGACAUCUUAUCGAUCGUCAGUCAAACUCCUGGAAGCUGGAAAGGUUACAGGAAUUUUUUUCCUCCGAGGAUGUUACAAUCAUAGGAGCUAUACCACUGGGGAUUACAAUGUGUGGUGACUCCUUUGGUUGGCAUUUCACGAAGACUGGAAAAUAUACGGUGAAGUCAGGUUAUCAUACGGCUAGGCUACCAGAUCCAAGGGCUACGGUAUCCCAGGUCUGUGGACCGGAUAUUAUUCCCCUUCUUAAUAAGGUUUGGAAAGUAAGAUGCCCGCCAAAAAUACAACAUUUUAUGUGGCAAUUACUGACUGGAUGUAUUUCGGUCUCGGCUAAUUUAAGCAAGAGAGGUAUAAGUUGUGAUAGUAGUUGUGCUCGGUGUGGGAGUAUUGAAGAGACGGUAAAUCAUGUCAUUUUUGAAUGUCCCCCCGCGCGUCAGACGUGGGCUCUGGCAAAUGUUCAUGUGGGUCCCUUUUUCUUUCCCACUGCCUCGGUAUUUGCCAAUAUGGAUUAUAUCUUAAAAAUAGCACUAGAAGGAGAUCCAGAGGGUUUUUGCCCCUGGUUGAUGUGGUACAUUUGGAAGGCGAGGAAUGCGAAAGCUUUUGAAAAUAGAGACGAGAAUCCCAUGGAGAUUCUACAGAUAGCUAUGGAGGAGGCUAAGGUGUGGCAUGAAGCUCAGGUAGAUGAUUCGGGUGUUAAUAUGGGCCUUAUUGACCAGGAGAGAGGACGGCAGGGCGGGCCAAGCAAUUUGCCUUCAGUGACAGAAGGUUAUCGAUGUUUUGUUGAUGGGUCUUGGAAGCAAUCUGACAAGUUUACAGGUUUGGGGUGGUUUUGUCAGAACGUUAAAGAUUCAACGACAACAAUGGGUGCCUCCAAUCUUCGCCGUAGUCUUUCUCCGUUGCACGCGGAAGUUGAAGCUCUAGUGUGGGCGAUGCGAUGCAUGAUUGGGCAUAAUCACAGAGAUGUUACGUUUCUAACUGACUGUUCUGAUCUGGUGAAGAUGGUGUCUUCUCCGUCCGAGUGGCCGGCGUUCUCUGCAUAUCUCGCGGAUAUUGGUGUUGAUAGGGAAGAAUUUUCUACUUUCUCUCUAUGUCAUAUCUCUCGCAAUGUUAAUGUAAAAGCGGAUUAUUUGGCACGAAAUGUUCGUACCUUACCGCAUAUUGUUAAGUUUGUAAACGAUUGUCCGGUAAAUUGGCUCUCUUGA
Molecule: messenger RNA, 2574 nt
Organism: Capsella rubella
Lineage: Eukaryota; Viridiplantae; Streptophyta; Magnoliopsida; Brassicales; Brassicaceae
Exons: 1
Coding region: 1-2574 (857 amino acids)
Molecular function (GO): RNA-DNA hybrid ribonuclease activity; nucleic acid binding
Source: RefSeq, a predicted model, not a curated record